AUGGAUUACCAAACAUUCUACAACAUUUCACAUUAUGAAUUCCAUUUAAUUGGAUUUACAGACCUCCAGGGAUACAGACCCCUCCUUUUUAUUCCCUUUUUACUCAUAUUUGUCCACGCUUUAACUGCUAACUCUGUACUGAUAUUGGUGAUUAUAAAGCAGAGUUCUUUGCAUGCUCCCAUGUACAUUCUGAUUGCAUUAAUUGCUGCUCUUGGGUGUGCUGUGCCAAUAUUUGUUAUACCCAGGAUGCUGCAUAGUUUUUUGCGUGAUAUAAAUGGAAUAACUAAAAGUGAAUGCCUCAUCCAAAUGUUUGUUCUUCAUGUUGCAGGUUGUUUUCAGUCAAGUAUUUUACUCUGGAUGGCUGUUGACAGGUUUUUUGCCAUUAUUUACCCAUUGCGUUAUCAUAACUUUGUAAACCUCAAAAAUUCUUUGCUUUUCUGCUCUAUUUUGGUCAUCCGUAAUUUUGUAUAUGUUAUUGGAAUGGUUGUUCUUGUCGUGCCACUGCCAUUUUGUAAGUCAAACCUUAUUUACCACUGUGUAUGUGAGCAUACAUCAGUUGUUAAUAUGGCCUGUGGAGAUGUCUCUAAAAAUUACUUAGCUGGGGUAAUAGGUUUUAGUAUUCCAAGUAUUGAUUGUGUUGUUAUACUGUCUUCCUAUAUUGCUAUAUUUUUGGUCAUAUUUCGCUCCCCUUCCAGUGAGUCUCGCCAAAAAGCUAUUCAGACAUGCAGCUCUCACUUAAUGAGUAUAGCAGUUGCUUACUUCAGUGUUCUUACUGCAUUUGUCGGGUAUAGGGUGAGUACAGUUCCACGAGAUGUGCGUGUCCUGUCUACUUUGUUAUAUAUUCUAUUUCCUGCUUGUUUAAACCCACUUAUCUAUGGUUUACGAACAAAAGAAAUUAGAGUAAACUUAAUAAAAUUGCUAAAAAUGAACAAAAUUAGUACAUCUUGA
Molecule: messenger RNA, 948 nt
Organism: Tachysurus fulvidraco (yellow catfish)
Lineage: Eukaryota; Metazoa; Chordata; Actinopteri; Siluriformes; Bagridae
Product: olfactory receptor 52E4-like
Exons: 1
Coding region: 1-948 (315 amino acids)
Biological process (GO): G protein-coupled receptor signaling pathway
Cellular component (GO): membrane
Molecular function (GO): olfactory receptor activity; G protein-coupled receptor activity
Source: RefSeq, a predicted model, not a curated record